Molecule: messenger RNA, 663 nt
Organism: Arabis nemorensis
Lineage: Eukaryota; Viridiplantae; Streptophyta; Magnoliopsida; Brassicales; Brassicaceae
Source: the annotation of a GenBank genome assembly
AUGGGUUUUGUUUUCAUUCCAACUGGCUUCAUUACUCUCCGUGCUUCUCGUGAUGCUAUUGAAAUUAUAGACCGGUAUGAUGUUGACUGCAUUCCUGAAGAAUAUAAAGCCAACAAACUGUCAUACAUAACAAAUUCAUCGAUCCCAAAGAAUUGUACACGUUACUUAAAGGAAAUCUUUAGAGUGUCUUCACUGUUACAUAUUGGUGGUUUGAGUUUAAACGAGCAACACUUUCCCAGCAUUGAAGCAGGUGUUGCAAAAGUUGCUCGGGAAGGACAACGAUUUGAAAGGAUUGAAGUGACCAAGGAUCAGGCACUUGAGAUGAGUUUAAGUGACCUUGAACAAGCACUAGAAGAUUUUGGGAAGCCAUUCCUUUUGAACGAAGGAGACGGGCCAUUUUAUGGCCCAAAGAUAGACAUAUCAGUUUCUGAUGCAAUGAAAAGGAAAAUCCAAUGUGCUACUUUACAAGAAGAGGAUGAAGUGAAGAGAAAGAGACCUGUGAUGAUACAUAGAGCGGUGUUGGGAUCUGUUGAGCGUAUGUUUGCCAUAUUGUUGGAGCAUUACAAAGGGAAAUGGCCUUUCUGGUUUAGUCCGCGCCAGGCGAUAGUUUGCUCUGUGUCAAACAAUCAUAAUGACUACGCAGAAGAGAUUCUACAUUCGUGA